AUGAAUAGCGGAGCUAAAAUUUACCAGAAAUGACGAAUAGCAAUAUUUUGGGUCACUUAGCACUCAUCCUGCUCCUACUCAGCGGCAUAAUCGAGGCACAACACGAGCCACACUGGUGGGGUAAUCGCAACACUAUUGUACAUCUCUUCGAAUGGAAGUGGGCGGAUAUAGCGAAGGAGUGUGAAGAGUUUUUAGCGCCACGCGGCUUUGCUGGCGUGCAGGUCUCGCCCGUCGCUGAAAAUGUAGUGAUCGCUGGACGACCGUGGUGGGAGCGUUAUCAACCGAUCUCUUACAAGCUAGUUACACGUUCCGGCAAUGAAGCCGAGUUCGCUGAUAUGGUGCGCAGAUGCAACAACGUCGGCGUGCGUAUUUAUGUCGAUGUGCUGCUCAAUCAUAUGUCCGCCUCACAUGAGGGCACUGUGCAAGGCACAGGCGGCUCGAUUGCCAAUCCAUGUGCGAAGGAUUUCCCUGCUGUGCCCUACGGUGAAAUAGACUUUCAUCCAAGCUGUGAUAUUUAUGACUGGAAUGACCGUUUUCAAAUACAGAACUGUGAACUAGUUAGUCUAAAAGAUUUGGAUCAGAGUAGUGAAUGGGUGCGCGAACGUCUCGUGGAGUUCCUCGAUCAUUUGAUUCAGUUAGGUGUGGCGGGUUUCCGUGUGGAUGCCGCCAAGCAUAUGCCGGCAGAAGAUUUGAAGAUCAUCUAUGAUCGUGUACGCGAUCUCAACAUCGCACAUGGCUUCCCACACAAUGCGCGUCCUUUCAUCUAUCAGGAAGUCAUCGAUCAUGGUCACGAAACUGUGGAUAAAUAUGAGUACAGCCCGCUAGGCGCUGUGACGGAAUUUCGUUUCUCGGAAGAAAUAGGUGGCGCUUUUCGUGGUUAUAAUCAACUUAAGUGGCUGCGCAACUGGGGUCCCGAGUGGAGUUUCUUACCCGCGGAACACGCUUUAGUCUUUGUCGAUAAUCAUGAUAAUCAACGCGACGGUGGCAAUGUGCUCACAUAUAAGAAUGCCAAGCAAUACAAAAUGGCUACCGCAUUCGCAUUAGCCUACCCAUACGGCAUAACGCGCGUAAUGAGCUCUUUUGAUUUCCAAGAUCGAGAUCAGGCACCACCAGCCGAUGAAAAUGAGCAAAUACUCUCACCGCAGUUCGACGAAGAUGGCGGUUGUGUUAAUGGUUGGGUGUGUGAGCAUCGCUGGCGUCAAAUCUAUAAUAUGGUGGGCUUCAAGAAUGCAGUGCGCGGCACCGUAGUGUCCAAUUGGUGGGACAAUGACGAUAAUCAAAUUGCCUUCUGUCGUGGCAAUCGUGGUUUUAUAGCCUUCAAUGGCAAUGGGUGGGAUCUGAAGGAGCGUUUACAAACUUGUCUGCCUGCGGGUGUUUAUUGUGAUGUGAUCUCUGGUGCGCUGGUGAAUGGAGAAUGUACGAGUAAAACGGUGGUUGUGGACGACUGGGGUUAUGCUGAUAUUGAUUUGGGAGCUGAUGAGUUCGAUGGCAUUUUAGCUUUACAUGUGAAUGCGAAGUUGUAGAGUCUGAAAGCUUUUGUACUUAAUGCUCCUCAUUUUAUUUUAUAAAUCUUUUAAUAAAAAUCUGAG
Bactrocera tryoni is the source of this 1589-nucleotide messenger RNA. RefSeq names its product alpha-amylase-related protein-like. The record is from RefSeq and is a predicted model, not a curated record. NCBI's taxonomy places the organism in Eukaryota, Metazoa, Arthropoda, Insecta, Diptera, Tephritidae. Gene Ontology annotation, biological process: carbohydrate metabolic process. The transcript has 3 exons. The coding region runs from base 30 to 1523 and encodes 497 amino acids. Gene Ontology annotation, molecular function: cation binding; alpha-amylase activity.